Molecule: messenger RNA, 727 nt
Organism: Panonychus citri (citrus red mite)
Lineage: Eukaryota; Metazoa; Arthropoda; Arachnida; Trombidiformes; Tetranychidae
Product: S-phase kinase-associated protein 1-like
Exons: 2
Coding region: 111-605 (164 amino acids)
Biological process (GO): SCF-dependent proteasomal ubiquitin-dependent protein catabolic process
Cellular component (GO): nucleus; cytoplasm
Molecular function (GO): cullin family protein binding
Source: RefSeq, a predicted model, not a curated record
AGAGUCAACAAUUGUUUAUGUUUAGAAUUGUUAAUUAUUGUCUUACUGAUUAACUUUGUCUCUUUUAAAUUUAAUUUUAAUUUUCAUUGUUCCUUACAUUUCAUUUAACCAUGCCUACAAUUAGAUUGAUUAGCUCGGAUGGUGAAGUUUUCCCUGUUGAUGUAGAAAUUGCCCAAGUCUCGGUCACCAUAAAGACCAUGUUAGAGGAUCUUGGCCUAGAUGAGGAGGAAGGAGAUGAUGAUAUGGUUCCUCUUCACAAUGUUAAUUCAACCAUCUUGAAAAAGAUUAUUACCUGGGCUACCCACCAUCACAAAGAUCUACCACCACCAGAGAACGAUGACUGUCGUGAUAAAAGAACCGAUGAUAUCAGUACUUGGGAUGCAGAUUUUCUAAAAGUCGACCAAGGAACUCUCUUUGAGCUCAUUCUUGCUGCUAAUUACUUGGAUAUCAAAGGUCUAUUGGAUGUAUCAUGUAAAACUGUGGCCAACAUGAUCAAGGGUAAAACUCCCGAGGAGAUCAGAAAGACGUUUAACAUUGUAAAUGAUUUCACCCCUGCUGAAGAAGAGCAGAUUCGUAAAGAAAAUGAUUGGUGUGAGGAACGAUAAGUCUCUAAUGAAAAAUCAUCUCAUGUAAUUCAAUUCAAUGAUUUAUUGACAAUUGUAUUCCCCUUCAAAAGUCACCAUUAUCAUUCUUUAUUAAAAUCAUCUAAUUUCGCUUUAUCCAUUUA